CACCUUGCUUGUCAAGGUCUCCCAGGGUCAUAAAUACCAAACAGGUACAAACAAACUACCCAGCGGCCAUGGGGGUCUUUUCUUGCAUAUCGCGCACGCGAGCAAGCAAGCAUGAACAAACAAACUUUCCAGGGGCCAUGGGGCUCUUUUCUUGCAUAUCGUGCACGCGAGCGGGCAAGCAUGUACAAACUUUCUACGGAUGCAUAUGGUGCACGCGAGCGAGCAAACCGGUGCAAACAAUUGGUCUUUUCAAAACAUGA
This is a messenger RNA of Laccaria bicolor S238N-H82, 260 nucleotides long. RefSeq lists its product as uncharacterized. The coding region runs from base 69 to 260 and encodes 63 amino acids. The transcript has a single exon. Lineage: Eukaryota; Fungi; Basidiomycota; Agaricomycetes; Agaricales; Hydnangiaceae. The record is from RefSeq and is a predicted model, not a curated record.